Didymodactylos carnosus is the source of this 1124-nucleotide messenger RNA. The record is from the annotation of a GenBank genome assembly. Lineage: Eukaryota; Metazoa; Rotifera; Eurotatoria; Philodinida; Philodinidae.
CAGACUAUUCAGAAUUACAUGCGUUUGUUAAAAUGGACUUUGUCUCCUGGAGCGUUAGAUUCUAUAUACAAAACUUUUAUAGUUGCCAACUUUAAUUAUGUAAGCGAAAUUUAUUCUCUAACUAUGUAAGAAAAUAUUAAAAAGUUGGAGAGGAUUCAAUACCAAGUUGCACUAACAGUCACAGGUACUAUGCGAGGGUCGUCGACAGAUAAGGUCUUGAAGGAUUUAGAAUGGUUAACAGUUUCACAGUUGUUUUAUGUGAAUAGAAUGUGCCUAUUCUAUAAGAUUCUUAUGUGUUUUAGUCGUGUAAAUCAUUCGGUCCUCUAGUACACGUUACCUAAUAAAACAUUUACAAAUCAAACAUCAGCACAAUCAAUUGCAUCAGCAACAACAUCAAAAUCAACAAAGAAAAAAAUAGCAAAAAUAUAUAUUUUAUAACUAAAACAGCAUAUUUAUCAGUUGAAUUAAAUGCACAUAAUUUAUUGUAUUUAAUAUUAUUAGUUAAAGAAAAACAGUUACCGAAAGAAUCAUUAAAUAUUUAUUUAUUCAAUUCACAAUCGUGUGAAGAUAUGUUUCGGAAUACACGACCAUUAAGUGAUGCUUAUUCAACAAUAAUAAAUUUUACAAUUCAUGAUUUUUUUCGACGAGCUGAAAAAUUAUCAUUAUUAAAUCAUAUAAAAUGUACUGAAUUAAUAAAUCAAAAUGAUGAAAAUAUAUUAUUUCCAAUACAUCAUAAACAUAAAACUGACAAUGAUUUAUUAAUAAUACCAAAUUUAGAUGAUAUUACUCAAUUAGAUAUAGAACAAAUUAUAUUAGAUUCGUAUCUUACAUCAAUUAAAUUAACUGAACGUUUAAAUAUAACAAGAUUAUUAAAAAAACAUCGUGUUUAUGAAUUAGGACAGUUAAGUAAAUUUAUAUUUAAUAAAUUAAAAUCAAAAUCAAAACUACAUGAUAAUUUAUCGCCAACACCAAUAAAUAACGUUGAUGAUGAUAGCACUGAUUCAAAAUCUGAUGAUUCUGAAUUAAAUGAUGACGCUGAUAAUGAUGAUGACAAUGAUAACACUAGUGAUGAAGAUAAUGAUUAUAUAACGGAUGAUGAUGAUGAUAAUGAAAAUAUCCAAUGA